UUCAAAACAGAAUAAUCAUAGAAAUGGGAAGUAAUAUUCCGAUGACGUUUCAGAGGUUAGCGGCGGCGUUUGAGAUCGACGAGGUGGCGCGUGUGAGGCUAUGCCAAAGAAGUGGAAGCGAGCACUCGGCUAAAGAUUCGACUGAUUUGUCACAUCUUGUGAAAUCGUUCCUGGAGAAGAAUUCUGUGAAAGAAGAUUCGGUUGUUCACGAUAAUGAUGAUGGCGAAUUUGAGUGUUAUUAUUAUUCGGAGAAAAAGGAGAUACUGCAAGAGAUUUUUGGUGAUGUUGAUGAUGAUUAUGUGAAAGAAAAGAUUAGAAGAGAGGUUGAAGUUGCAAUUGAGCUUGUGGCCGGAGAUGAAUCUUCGCCGGGAUUCAAACGUCAGGUCAUGUCACGUUUGCGGGAGAGAGGUUUUGAUGCUGGUCUUUGCAAAACAAGGUGGGAAAGAGAUAGAAAAUUUCCAUCCGGUGACUAUGAAUACAUUGAUGUGAAUUACGGUGGAAAUCGAUACAUCAUUGAAAUAUCUCUGAUGGCUGAAUUUGAAAUAGCUCGUCCUAUAGAUCAAUAUGCUUCUUUACUUGAUGUAUUCCCUUAUGUAUUUGUUGGUAAAGUGGAAGAGCUGAAAAAGGUAGUGAGGUUGAUGUGCACUGCUAUUAAGGACUCAAUGAAGAUUAUGGGAAUGCAUACACCUCCAUGGAGAAGAAAUAGUUACAUGCAAGCUAAGUGGUUUAACUCUUAUAAGAGAACAACUAAUGAAGUUGCAGCAAGAAAAUCUAUUGGAUUUGAAGCAUACAAUUGCAGGGACAAUUUUGGGGGUAAAAUUACUUUCAAAGUUGGCUAUUUGACUGCAUCAUUUAAUGUAGAUGGUAUUGGGAUGAAAUUAUAGUCAUAUUGAAGAAGAGUGUACAAAAAAUGAUUUUUCAUUUUUUUUUUCCCCUUAGCACAGGGCACAGAAGUGCUUCAGCACAUUUUGCAUAGUGAGCUGUGUAAUGGGAUGAUUUUGCCUAUGAAAAUUACUACUAGCUUUGUUCCAUAUUAAAAGAUCAA
This is a messenger RNA of Vicia villosa (hairy vetch), 1045 nucleotides long. RefSeq lists its product as uncharacterized. The record is from RefSeq and is a predicted model, not a curated record. Lineage: Eukaryota; Viridiplantae; Streptophyta; Magnoliopsida; Fabales; Fabaceae. The transcript is spliced from 2 exons. Bases 24 to 884 code for a protein of 286 amino acids.